GGUUCAGCAUUGAUGGAGGAUAUUGUAUCUGUUGCAAUGCUUUCUCGGAGGUUGCUUCUUGAAGAACCAGAAAUGGCAGUGCAAUCUGUCACAGACAGAGAUCAGAUAGAAACAUAUAUUGCACUAUCCAUUAAGAAUGCAUUCACAAGGACCUUACAGGAGGUUGAGACAACAGCUGAUGCAAGAAAUGAACAUCCCCUGGCAUUACUUGCUGAACAGACCAAGAACCUUUUAAAGAAAGACGAUACCAUGUUCUUGCCAAUCUUAUCUCAGAGGCAUCCACAAGCGACUGUUGUUUCAGCAUCUCUUCUCCACAAACUUUAUGGGAACAAGUUGAAACCUUUCAUUGAUGGUGCCGAACAUCUUACUGAGGAUGUUGUAUCAGUAUUUCCAGCAGCUGAUAGCCUUGAGCAGUAUGUAAUGGCACUCAUUAUGUCUGUCUGUGAAGAUGCAACUGCAGAGGUUUACUUCAGGAAACUAACUUUAUACAAGAUUGAAGCUAUUUCUGGAACACUGGUGUUGCGCUGGAUCAAUUCACAGCUUGGAAGAAUUUUAAGUUGGGUUGAGCGGGCUAUUCUACAGGAGCGUUGGGAACCGGUAUCACCUCAGCAGCGACAUGGAAGUUCAGUUGUUGAAGUUUACAGGAUUGUUGAAGAGACUGUUGAUCAAUUUUUUGCUCUUAAGGUCCCAAUGAGGUUGGGGGAAUUGAAUAGCCUGUUUCGUGGCAUUGACAAUGCUUUUCAAGUGUAUGCAAAACAUGUUGUUGACAAGUUAGCUCGCAAAGAAGAUCUAAUUCCACCUGUACCUGUCCUUACACGAUAUAAAAAGGAAGCUGGAAUUAAGGCCUUUGUAAAGAAGGAACUAAUUGAUCCCAGGCUGCCUGAUGUGAGAAGGUCUACUGAAAUUAAUGCUCUGAUGACGCCUACACUGUGUGUCCAGUUAAAUACACUUUACUAUGCCAUUAGUCAACUGAAUAAGUUGGAAGAAAGUAUCUGGGAGCGGUGGACAAGAAAAAGGACACAAGCCAAGUCAGUCAAAAAGUCCACUGAUGAGAAUUCAAGAAGUUCCUCACAAAUGGACACAUUUGAUGGAAGUAGAAAAGAUAUAAAUGCAGCUAUUGACCGUAUCUGUGAGUUUACAGGAACUAAGAUUGUUUUCUGGGAUCUGAGGGAGGCAUUCAUUGACAACCUAUAUAAACCCAGUGUUUCUCAGUCCAGGAUGGAAGCACUAAUUGAACCUCUUGAUGUGGCACUAAAUCAACUAUGUGAUAUCAUUAUGGAGCCACUCAGGGAUCGAGUAGUGACAGGUCUCCUUCAAGCAUCAUUGGAUGGUUUAUACCGAGUUAUAGUAGAUGGUGGUCCGUCACGUGUUUUCUCCCCGUUCGAUGCUAAGCUUUUGGAAGAAGAUCUUGAAGUACUGAAGGAGUUCUUCAUUUCUGGAGGAGAUGGGCUUCCUCGUGGAGUAGUUGAAAAUCAUGUAGCACGCGUUCGGCAGGUGGUCAAGUUGCAUGGUUGUGAGACAAGGGAAUUAAUUGAGAACUUGAAAUCUGCUAGCGGAUUAGAAAUGCAGGGCGGCAAAAGCAAACUGGGUAUUGAUACCCAAAUCCUAUUGAGGAUAUUAUGUCACAGGAGCGAUUCAGAGGCAUCUCAAUUUCUCAAGAAACAGUACAAGAUACCCAAAUCUGCUGCUUAGUGUAAUGAUCACAAAAUCCACACAAGUGAGAGAUGGAAAAGAGCACCAGAGAAGGAAGAAUUUCUAUUGGCAGUAUUGUACUCCUUGUUUAUAAGAUAUAAUUUAUUUGUCUUCUCCCCAGUAGCAAUGAACUUUUUGCCCCUUUAUCUGUUCAUAUUUACCUUAACGUGUUAGAAAUAAUUCCGUUGCUCGUCUUUCUGUCAUUGUAAUAUUAUCUUGUUCAACUCACUGAUUAUUCUAUUGUAACUUGUGACAAAAGUUUGUUUGAAUUUUUUCGUUUUGUGGAUCGAAAAAUAAAAUAACUAAUGAUGGGAGGUUUGUUUGACUCA
Messenger RNA from Camellia sinensis, 2021 nucleotides. NCBI's taxonomy places the organism in Eukaryota, Viridiplantae, Streptophyta, Magnoliopsida, Ericales, Theaceae. The record is from RefSeq and is a predicted model, not a curated record.